AUUCAGAAAUGAAUGCGUGUGUACAAAGACAGAAUGCAUUUACGAUGGGUACUUCUAGUUAGGCCAAGUUCAGUCACUGCUGCUGGUCUGGACUAAAACGUUAUGGGCAGUAACAGUGGAGAACACCAUCAGAGACUGCCGUAGACGCACAGAGGCCUCCACGUUCUGGAUGGUGAGCAGCUUCGACCGCAGGUUGGAUCGGGCUUCAGAGUAAAGGUGAUGGCAUUUUAUCCGCUGCAAAUCACUGGACUGGUCCUUGGGUUCCUCGGCAUGGUUGGGACUCUUGCCACAACUCUUCUGCCUCAGUGGAGAAUAUCCGCUUUUAUUGGCAGCAACAUUAUUGUCUUUGAAAGGCUCUGGGAAGGGCUCUGGAUGAACUGCAUCCGACAAGCCAAGGUCAGGUUGCAGUGCAAGUUCUAUAGUUCUUUGCUGGCUCUCCCACCUGCCCUGGAGGCAGCCCGGGCCCUCAUGUGUGUGGCGGUGGCUCUCUCUCUGAUUGCUCUGAUUAUUGGCAUCUGUGGCAUGAAGAAGAUUCAGUGCACAGGCUCGAACGAGAGGGCCAAAGCAUAUCUUCUGGGGACUUCUGGAGUCCUCUUUAUCCUGACGGGCAUCUUUGUUCUGAUUCCGGUGUGCUGGACAGCCAACAUCAUCAUCAGAGAUUUCUACAACCCAGCCGUGCACGUAGGUCAGAAACGAGAGCUGGGAGCAGCACUUUUCCUCGGCUGGGCCAGUACUGCUGUCCUCUUCAUCGGAGGGGGUCUGCUCUGUGGGUACUGCUGUUGCAACAGAAAGAAGCAAGGGCACAGGCAUCCAGCCCCUGGGCGUUGUGUGUCACACACAGAUAAGCCACCACGGAAUGUGACAGUGCUUAACAGGGCCUCCACCAGUUACGUCUAAUACCUGCUUUCGGCUUAAAGUGUGGAUUAUGAUCAGUGUGUUUUAUAGAAUCCUGCCAGAAACUGUAAGUAAGCCAAGCAGGAGAACUUGCUUGAUGACUGCUUUCAAACUGAGAUGAAAUGUUUGAAGGACAUACAGAUUGUAGUCACCUGUGGUAGGAAUAGACAUGACUUGGGACAUUCUGACCUCAUGUGCAUUAAAUGCAUUUACUAUUACUGGACUCAAAUAAUCCUCUUUCCAAUUUGUGCAGUCUAAAAUCAAGUAUAACCAUAAUCCUUAGUAAAAUGGUAGACUAAUCUUUUCUCACAAUCAUAUAUUAUCUGUUAAGAAAUCCAGAUUCUAUUGCAGUUGAUAAUCUACAGCAAUAAAACAUAUUCUAAAGCAUAA
Molecule: messenger RNA, 1284 nt
Organism: Vicugna pacos (alpaca)
Lineage: Eukaryota; Metazoa; Chordata; Mammalia; Artiodactyla; Camelidae
Gene: CLDN17
Product: claudin 17
Cellular component (GO): membrane; bicellular tight junction
Molecular function (GO): structural molecule activity
Source: RefSeq, a predicted model, not a curated record